Molecule: messenger RNA, 789 nt
Organism: Strongylus vulgaris
Lineage: Eukaryota; Metazoa; Nematoda; Chromadorea; Rhabditida; Strongylidae
Source: the annotation of a GenBank genome assembly
AUGCUGAAGGUUCAGCGAGCGUUGCGCGUUUUUGGAGAACCAGAUAUGGAUGCAGAAAAAGAGAUGGCGGAGUUACGCGAAGUCUUCUUCGCAGACCUUAACCAGGUUGCCAAACAACUUCUUGAUGCAGAGAUAGCAGCACAGAAAAAGUUUACAGAAAGUUCACUUAUAGAUGAUGGAGACGAAGAAGGCUUCUGCACCGAUGAAGAUGAGGAGGAAGAGCCUAAAUAUGAAACGAAGGAGAUAGAUUUUGACUUCAAUGACUAUGUUGGGAAAUAUGCCAAGACUGAGGUUUUGCGGUGGUAUGUUUUUCUUUUGAAUGACUUUGCAACAAACUCAGCUGAACUGAACAAGGCUUUGGUAAAGCUACUCCACCGCGUUGCUUUCGAUUUGAAAAUGCCUAGCAGACUGUUUCAAAUCGAAUUGCAGUUGUCCUUAUUUCGUAUUCUUGCUCAAGUGCGAACACAUUUUGAUGGAGUAGCAAAAGAGGACAUGAAGAAGAGUAGAUUUUUUGAACUUUACACUUUUGGCUACCAUUUACUGAGGAAAUUCUUCGCCUGCUUUCAAAAGCUUGGAGACAAGAUGUGUCCUGAAAUCCUCUUCUGGAAAGGUGCCAGAGAGUGUUACGAGAUUGAACAUGGUUACGGCACCUAUGAUGAGGUUAAGAAAAAUAAGAAGGAUGAUGGAGCCUGGACAUGGAAUGAGGAUUUGGAGGAAGAACUACGCUCACUUUACAACGAGUACCGAGACAUGGAUGAGAGGCCGGAAGGUCUGCAUAAUUCUUUUUAA